UGUAAGAUAAAGUUCUGUGAAAUCAUCUUGUCUACCUAUUUAUGGGAGACUUUUACAAGAGUUUGAAUUCGCGUACUAAUACAUAGUGAUACUAUCAAACCUAUUAAAAGUUGACUUACUUGGUUUGGAUCUUUUGGUUUGGAUCUUUGGACUGGAGUAAUAUUCUCUCUCUCUCUCUCUCUGGUAAGCCAACACAAACUGAGUAGCAAUUCAUGUGUUUCAAUCUGAAAUCUGUCAGACAGUACCUUUUUAUGAUAUAUAUGUGAAAAAUGAGCUCCUUGAUUGCAAAUGAAGAUUGCCUUGGAUGGGCAGCAAGAGAUGUAUCUGGCGUUUUAUCACCUUACAACUUCAACCGCAGGGCCGUAAGGAGUGAUGAUGUUUCAAUAAAAAUUACACACUGUGGAGUUUGUUAUGCUGAUGUAGCUUGGACCAGGAAUGAAUUUGGGGAUUCAAAGUAUCCUUUGGUGCCUGGACAUGAGAUUGUUGGCAUUGUGCAAGAGGUCGGUUCUAAUGUUAACCGCUUCAAAGUUGGUGACCACGUUGGAGUAGGAACUUAUGUCAAUUCAUGUAGAGAUUGUGACUAUUGUAACGAUGAAGAAGAAGUUAAUUGUGUAAAAGGAGCAGUUUUAACCUUUAAUGGGGUGGAUGAUGAUGGUACUAUUACAAAAGGAGGAUAUUCCAGCUAUAUUGUUGUCCAUGAUAGGUACUGCUUCAGGAUACCUGAUGACUAUCCAUUGGCUUCAGCAGCUCCUUUGCUUUGUGCUGGAAUCACCGUGUACAGUCCCAUGAUACGCCACAAGAUGAACCAACCUGGUAAAUCUCUGGGAGUGAUUGGACUUGGAGGUCUUGGUCACAUGGCAGUGAAGUUUGGGAAGGCGUUUGGGUUGAAUGUGACUGUUCUCAGCACUAGCAUAUCCAAGAAAGAGGAAGCUCUAACUUUGCUUGGUGCAGACAAAUUUGUGGUCUCAUCUGACCAAGAGCAGAUGAAGGCCGAGGCUAAGUCAUUAGACUUUAUAAUUGACACUGCAGCUGGUGAUCACCCAUUUGAUCCAUACAUGUCACUGUUGAAAACUGGUGGUGUUCUGGUCCUAGUGGCAUUCCCAAGUGAAGUCAAAUUCCAUCCUGCAAGCCUUAACAUAGGAAUGAAAACCGUUUCUGGUAGCCUUACAGGUGGUACAAAGUUGAUACGAGAAAUGAUAGACUUCUGUAGUGCUCAUAAAAUUUACCCAAACAUAGAAGUAAUUCCAAUUCACUAUGCAAAUGAAGCUCUUGAGAGGCUAAUAAAGAGAGACGUGAGGUAUCGGUUUGUGAUCGAUAUUGAGAACUCCCUGAAAUGAUAUACUACUAAAGGCACAAGGAAAAUUCCUCUUCUCGAUAUUUAUGUUCAUAUUUUAGGUACAUUGAAGGUAUUGGAUCAAAUGUUGAAACUCUGACAGGUUGUAAAGUGGUAUUGUGAGGAAUGGUUUUACUUGCAUACUAGCCUGAAAUAAGUGAAUGGAUUGUUGAGCAAUAUUGUGAGGAAUGGUUUAAUAAGAAUGAGAAGUGUGAACUUUUAAAUUGUGAA
Quercus robur (English oak) is the source of this 1564-nucleotide messenger RNA. Its product is annotated as probable cinnamyl alcohol dehydrogenase 1. The transcript is spliced from 7 exons. Lineage: Eukaryota; Viridiplantae; Streptophyta; Magnoliopsida; Fagales; Fagaceae. The record is from RefSeq and is a predicted model, not a curated record. Gene Ontology annotation, molecular function: zinc ion binding; oxidoreductase activity, acting on the CH-OH group of donors, NAD or NADP as acceptor. Bases 270 to 1337 code for a protein of 355 amino acids.